AUGAACCGUAAAAAGCUCCUCUCAACCUUUUUCUUCACAUCCGUCCUCGCGAAAGAGCCUCAAGGUCAAGAUGACUGCCCCAACUCCGCCUGGCAAUUCGUUGCCAGCGCUUCCGGAAACUACUGCAAGCCGAUCGGAGUCUCUGUAACUUGCGACAACCGGCUUAUGCAAGUCGAGUUCACUCACCAGCACAUCUACAAGAAUCUCGACCCCGUUCAUCUCGACAGUGAAGGAUCUGCCGCCAUCGCUGGUUUCGACGAAUCCUGUUCUACGAUCUCAAAAAGCGGUGGAGUCUACACGGCUUCGAUCAAGCUUGACAAGUGCAACACUCAAGUCACUCAAGACGGCGGCAAAAUCGUCUUCGAGAACUCCUUCAGCGGCAACACCGCCGCCCUCACUGUCCAAGGCAUCAUCAUGACCAAAGUCCUUUCCUUCCCCGUCAGCUGCACCUACGACGACUCAGUCACGCUCGAACUCAACCCUCUUCACUUGCAAGGCAGCGAAAUCGACAUCACUGGCAUCUCGAACAACGGCACCUUCGGCGACUACUUCGACAUGGUCGCCUACCACGAUCAAGAGUACAACACAGAAAUCACGAGCGAUAAUGCUAUCGUUAUUGGUGAGACCGUAUUUGUUCGAAUCUUCGAACUGGAGAAUAUCCCGACAAAUGUUGAUUACUACCUCACCGACUGCACAGCGUAUAAAAAAUUCGGAAAGCCUAAUGCAGGCAAGUUCGAAAUCGUCGACCAAAUGUGCUACAACGAGCUGGUUUCUGCCACCAACGACCAGCCCAUCCGUGGUGGUCAAAGACAGGGCGAAACUGGCAUUACUUUUGACUUCACCGCUUUUGCUUUUGAAGGACAACCCGAUCAGCUUUCAAUGCAAUGCUCGUUGAAACUUUGCGCUCUUGCUGUUGAUGGAAGUACUGUCUUGUCCGACUGCGCUGUUCAAGCCGAUCCCUGCCCGGCUGGUUUCUCCGAUCAACUCGAACUCAGCAGAUCGUUAGACUACCCUGAGCCUUUCCCAAUUGAAUAA
Molecule: messenger RNA, 1035 nt
Organism: Oikopleura dioica
Lineage: Eukaryota; Metazoa; Chordata; Appendicularia; Copelata; Oikopleuridae
Source: the annotation of a GenBank genome assembly